AUGGCGUCCGCCGAUGCGGAGAAGACGGAGCUAAAGGCGGAAGGGGCCAUUGAGACCGCCCAGCAAUUGCACCAAGACCCGCAGUCCCAAGUCAAUCCUGACACGAUUGAGGAAAAGCUGGUUGACGAGACUCGCGAAUCGGGCGCUCCCGCCUACCAGUUCGAUCCGGAUGCCUCCCCAGAAGAUAAGGCGAACGCAGCCAAAGCGGCAUUGCCGCCCAACUUCCACCACCCGAAGAAACCCAAGGGGAUGGCCGUGAUCACCGACAAGGAUGAUGGUGCUGCGGACUACGAUUUGCCUCCUCCACAAUCCGCAACUGCCCUCUUGGCGGAAGAAGCUACGACAGCAGAAGAGAAGGGUGGAAAGGAGGUCGAGGAGGACCUGCGUUGGGCGCGCAAUCGUACCGGGUGGGCUCCGCGGUUCGCCAUUGAGAAGACUGCCGAGCAAGAGGAGGAGGGUACUCUACUUGACCAUCAGACAUAUUUGGAGGGUAAACUACACGACAAGUUUUUCGGGGAUUGGUACCAUAAUGCCGCGAUCAUCGUGCUUGCCUGCUUGACUUCAUGGAUCAUUGCUGUCUUGGGCGGUGGCAUUGGCUGGGUGCUCUUGGUCAUGGCGGGAUGCAGCACCUACUACCGUACGUCGAUUCGCCGAGUGCGCCGCAAUUUCCGCGACGACGUCAACCGGGAGAUGUCCAAGCAGCGCCUGGAAACCGACACCGAAAGCCUCGAAUGGAUCAACAGCUUCUUGGUCAAGUUCUGGCCCAUCUAUGCCCCGGUUCUCUGCGACACAAUUAUCAACUCGGUUGACCAGGUUUUGAGCACCUCCACGCCGGCGUUCUUGGACAGCCUGCGCUUGAAGACGUUUGUUCUCGGUACUAAGCCGCCGCGUUUGGAGCAUGUUAAGACCUACCCUAAAACGGAACCCGAUACUGUCAUUAUGGACUGGAAAUUCAGCUUCACCCCCAAUGAUACCAUGGACUUGACUUCGCGUCAAUUGAAGGACAAGAUCAACCCCAAGGUGGUGCUGGAGGUCCGAGUGGGCAAGGGUGUCAUGAGCAAGGGCCUUGACGUGAUUGUCGAAGACAUGGCCUGCUCGGGCUUGAUGCGGGUCAAGGUCAAGCUUCAGAUUCCGUUCCCCCACAUUGAGCGUGUGGACGUCUGCUUCUUGGAGAAACCCGAGCUCGACUACGCUUGCAAGCCCAUCGGGGGCGAUCACCUCGGAUUCGAUAUCAACUUUAUCCCCGGCUUGGAAACCUUUAUCAAGGAACAGAUUCACAACAACCUCCAGCCCAUGAUGUACGACCCGAACGUCUUCCCCAUCGAGAUUGCCAAGAUGUUGGCUGGAAACCCCGUGGACCAGGCCAUUGGCGUUGUGGCGGUUACUCUGCACGGUGCGCACCAGCUGAAGAACCCGGACAAGUUCUCUGGUACUCCAGACCCGUACGCGAUCGUGUCCUUGAACAAUCGCACGGAGCUUGGCCGCACCAAGACCGUUUACGACACCGACAGCCCCCGCUGGAAUGAGACUAUUUACGUGAUCAUCACCUCCUUCACUGAUGCGCUGACCAUUGUCCCGUACGACUGGAAUGAAUACCGCAAGGACAAGGAGCUGGGAACUGCCAGCUUCGGAUUGGACAAGCUUGAACAGGAGCCCAGCCAUGAGGGGGUCUACCUGGAAGUGACCGCCAGUGGCCGCCACCGUGGUGCCAUCCAUGCCGAUAUCCGUUUUUUCCCUGUUUUGGAGGGCACAAAGCUGGAGUCAGGAGAGACCGAAGCACCCCCGGAGAUGAACACCGGUAUCGCUCAAUUUACUGUCGAGCAAGCCAAGGACCUGGAUGGAAGCAAGAGUCUGGUUGGCAAGCUCAAUCCUUACGGUGUCUUGCUCUUGAACGGGAAGGAGAUCCACAUCACAAACAAAUUGAAACGUACCAACAACCCUAUCUUUCAAAACGCUUCCAAGGAGUUUUUGGUGACGGACCGCAAGCACGCUCGACUGGGUCUCAUCAUCAAGGAUGAUCGUGAUCUCAUGACCGAUCCCAUCCUUGGCCGGUACCAGAUCAAGAUGAAUGAUAUGGUCAAAAUGAUGGAGCGAGGUCAGCAGUGGUUCCAUCUCCACGGUGCCAAGGGUGGACGUGUGAAGAUGAUGCUGCAGUGGAAGCCCGUUGCGCUGGGAGGCAUAUCGGGCAGUGCGGGCUAUGUCGACCCUAUUGGUGUCAUGCGCUUUCACUUCAAGAGUGCGUCUGGCUUGCGGAACCUGGAGGCCAUGGGCAAGUCGGAUCCCUAUGCGCGUGUUCUGCUGUCCGGCAUCACUCGCGGCCGCACUGUCACUUUCCGUAACAACCUCAACCCUGAGUGGGAUGAGGUUGUGUAUGUUCCUAUCCGCAGUGCUCGUGAAAAGCUGACAGUGGAGGUUAUGGACGAGGAGUCGAUCAACAAAGAUCGCACUCUGGGUUGGGCAGACCUCAAGGCUUCUGACUUUGUCCGCGAAACGGAAACCGGCGAGUAUGAAAUCGACGACGAGAAACAGUCCAUCACCAGCAGUCUCCGUAUCGGCAACGGACCCGCCAAAGGUCAGCUGAACUAUACUGUUGCAUUCUACCCGACCGUGCCUGUGGUGAACCCAGAGGAUGAGGCCGACGAAGAGGAAGAGGAAGCGGAUGCCGUUGGCAGCCCGGGCCCCGACACUCCUCGAAAGAGCACACACUCCAAGUCUGCCAGUGUCGACUCCAAAGCUCUCUCCAAUGGAACAACCCCCAACGGCACCUCCAAUGGUUCUGCGGAGCCAAACACCAACGGCCGUACUAGUCUCGAGACGAACGCCUCGCGACCUACCACUAUUCGAGAUUCCGAGACUGCCUCUGUUCGGUCAAUCAAGGACGUUCCCAAGACUUUUGUCAGCGUAGAAGACCUCGGCAAAUAUGAAUCCGGUUUCAUUGUUUUCAAAUUCCACGAGGGCGAGCUGGCUUACAACAAUGUGCAGCUUGAAGUUUUGAUGGACGAUUACAUGUUCCCGGCCUACACCUCACCCAAGAUCCAUUCUACGACAGUCAAGUCCUCGGAUAUUGGUGAGGCUUUCGUGCGUGAACUUGAAUUCUCCAAGAUCACGCUGCGCCUGGUCAGGAAAGGUGACCCCAAGGAUUCAAGCGAGGAGCACACGGUCGCCAAGUUGACUGGCGACACGCUGCCCACGUUGCAGCGCAUCUUGUAUACUCCCACCGAGCUUGUCCUUCGUUCAACCUCCGGUGAGGUCAGUAAGAUUACCGUUAGUGCCCGGUACAUUCCCUCGCACAUGAAGCUCGACCCGACAGAGAGUAUCAACAACAUGGGUACCUUGCGUGUGAAAGUUCUGGACGCAGCCGAUCUGCCGUCGGCCGACCGCAACGGUCUCAGCGAUCCUUACUGCAAGUUCCGCCUGGGCGACGAGAGUGUGUUUAAGACCAACGUGCAAAAGAAGACGUUACAUCCGGCCUGGAACGAGUACUUUGAAACCCCCAUCAAGUCUCGGAUCGGCGCCAAUUUCCAUGUGGAUGUGUAUGAUUGGGACUUUGGUGACAAGGCCGACUUCCUGGGUGCGACCCCGAUUGACUUGGAGGGCCUCCCACCUUUCGAACCCAAGGAGGUGACCUUGCCGUUGGAUGGGAAAUCGGGUGUGAUCCGCCUCAAUUUACUCUUCAAACCCAGCUACGUCAUUCGGUCCCGUCAAGGCUCCUCAACCUUCUCAGGCACAUUUGCUGUCCCCGGCAAGAUUGUCGGGGCGCCCGUCAAGGGCGUGGGAUUUGUCGGUGGCAAUGUGGUCCGGGGCGCAUCGUUCCUGAAGCACGGUCUGAUGUCGCGCAUCCAUAAGGACAAGGGCGAGGACGAAGCGUCUCUGGCCAACAGUCAGGAUGAGCCCGCGGACUCUCGUCUGACUCCGGCCGUGUCGGUGGCAGACGGCGAGUCGCCCUCCACACCCCAGACCCCGCAAAAGGAGCACAGCCGUAAUCGCAGCGGUGCCUCGCAGUUCGGCGAUCGACUUAGUGUGAUCGGCGGCACGGGCCGCGGGGAUUCCGGCAGCGCCAACAUCACUGUUGUCUCCGCUACGGGAUUCCCCUCGACGGCCAAUGUGCGGGUGAUCGUCCGGGUCCAGGGACCCAAGGGCGCCAAGGAAAUCCACAAGACUAAGGCCUACAAGACCAGCAGCGGCAGCGUGCAGUACGACGACUCGUUCCGCGUGCCGAACGUGACUGCCGACGCCCAGUACCAGAUCCGGGUUGUGAACCACGCAACCUUUGGUUCAGAUGACGUUCUGGGAGAAGCUCCAUUCUUCGUGGAUGACCAGGGAUCUGUGGCCGGCCAGGACAAGGUCGUCAGCAUCGGCGAAGGCAGCGUGACCAUCCGGUCUAGCUUCGUCCCCUCGGAAUCGAGCCUCCGCCCGUCGACGUCGCACUCCACCGCCGGUGAGGCCUCGGAGGGUGCCGACAGCCCGGACUCGCGCAAGCUGCCUCGUCGGAGCUUCCUGAGCAAGCGGAGCGUGAGUGGUGCAUAA
Molecule: messenger RNA, 4527 nt
Organism: Penicillium alfredii
Lineage: Eukaryota; Fungi; Ascomycota; Eurotiomycetes; Eurotiales; Aspergillaceae
Exons: 6
Coding region: 1-4527 (1508 amino acids)
Molecular function (GO): lipid binding
Source: RefSeq, a predicted model, not a curated record